AAGAGUCUGUUGAACUCAGACAUGAGGAUCCUCAAUACUCAUGUCUCUGUGUGGACUCAGAUCAGGUGAACAUGAUUUCUGACUUGUAACUUCUUGUUGAUGUGUCACCAUGAACAACUCUGUGAACUUACUGCAGAUCACCUUCACCAUCUACAGCUCUCUGGGUGUGUACAAUGUUGCACUGGUUGUGUUUGUCUUUGUCUUCUAUGUUUCCAGUGUGUGUAUUAACGUCUUCCUUGUAAUGGUCAUUUGCAUGGACCCCCGCCUGUACGGCAGACCCAUGUACGUGCUGCUCAUGAACCUGUGUCUGUGUGGCAUGGUGGGCACAACAUCAGUGUGUCUCAGCAUCAUCAAACAUGUGCUGCACCACAAUCAGCAAAUGUCCUUGCAGGCAUGUCUGACCCAGAUCUUCUUCAAUGGCAUGUACAGCACCUGUAUAUUCUGUAUUCUGGCGCUGAUGGCAUAUGACCGCUACGUCUCUAUCUGUAAACCACUGCUUUAUCACACCAUCAUGACUCCACUGAGAGUCAACCUGAUGUUGCUGGUGGUUUACAUGGUCCUCAGCUCUUUCGCAGGCAUGCAGAUGUACCUGACGUCCAGACUGCAACUGUGUGGACACACAGUUGACAGGUUAGUUUGUUACAGUAUGGCGAUCGCUUACCUCUCCUGUAAGAACUCAACAGUGAUUUAUGUUUACGGUCUAACUUGUGCUUGCUUCUUCAUCAUGCUCCCGAGUUGUCUGGUCAUUCUGUCCUACGUCCACAUCUUCAUGGUGAUUGUGAAAAAAUCUAAGGACUCCCAGAGGAAGGCACUGCAGACAUGCACACCUCACUUAGUCACUUUCAUUAACUUCUCUGUGGCUUCCUUAUUCGGAGUCAUUUACAACCGACUUAGUCGGGACCUCCCAAAAGUUGUCACGAUUUUCAUCACUGUGAAUUUUUUCAUCAUCCCCCCUCUGCUCCAUCCUAUAAUUUAUGGGAUCAAAAUGCAGGAGAUUCGACAAAGUAUCAGCAAAAGGUUGAAGGAUAAAAAACGGAACUGCAACUUCAAUUGAACAAAAAAUUAAAAUACAAAACACUUAUGGAUAUUACCGAUAAAGUAAUUUACAUGCUGAUAAAUGUUACACUGUGACGAAAUGUAUAAUGCUCAUGUCAUACGUUAUACUGUGAUAACGUAAACCUAAACGUGUCGAUAAUGUUUCUAUUAAUGUGACAGAGUUCAUGUGAUUGAUAAUGUUUGUAUUGUGACACAGUGCUUGAAGUGGGCCGGUGCUGUCCUUUAUGUAGUACACUCCCUUCUCACAAGAUGCUGGUACUGAUUAUCUGUCCAAUUCAUUUUUAUAGCCCAUAAUAAUCAUUUCUCAGGGUGCACUACAUGAUGUUCACCUGUUGUUUAACAAAAAUAAUAUCUAUCAGGCUGUGGCGACCUCUAAAGCGAGAAGCCAGAAGAAGAAGAAGACACAGUAUCAUAACAUGACGCCAAAUGAAAAGGACUGUGUGCUUGAAGUUUAAAUCAUUGUUGGAAAUGUUAAAGAUGAUCUACAAGUUGGCAAAAUGUGGAACAUAUGUCAUAAGUCAGUUUUUGGUUAUUUUAAUAUCGACUGAAAAUGAAAUAAAUGGAUGUUGCAUCACAAAUAUCUUACGGGUAACGGGUCAUUGCUUUAUUGAUGUGCGUUGUGUAUA
Messenger RNA from Solea senegalensis (Senegalese sole), 1682 nucleotides. RefSeq names its product olfactory receptor 52D1 (gene or60a1). The record is from RefSeq and is a predicted model, not a curated record. The coding region runs from base 110 to 1054 and encodes 314 amino acids. Gene Ontology annotation, biological process: G protein-coupled receptor signaling pathway. Gene Ontology annotation, molecular function: olfactory receptor activity; G protein-coupled receptor activity. The transcript has a single exon. Gene Ontology annotation, cellular component: membrane. Lineage: Eukaryota; Metazoa; Chordata; Actinopteri; Pleuronectiformes; Soleidae.